GUCUGGGUGCUCAGAUGCUCUCUUUCUGAUCCCGACCCUUUUCCAGAGCAAAUACAAGUUGCUGCUUUUACAACGGGACCUAUGGUGCAGCGCAUAUGACUGCACCCCCACCGUCAUUGUAAAAAAAAAUGAGGCAUCACUAGCUCAGUUUCUCCCCCCUUCUGCACUCCCAAUAGCUCCUUUAAUCCCAUAGCCUCAUCCCUAUCCCUAGAGCCCUGAUAGAAAUAGGUCAUUCUGCCCAUCUUGUCUGUUCCUAUCAUCUCUAAAAGAGACAUCUAGUCUCAUUCCCACUUUCCACCAGCUCUUGGUCUGUAGACCCUGUUGCUACAAGUGCAGAUCCAAUUUUAUUCUCAGGAGCAGUAAGGAUAUUACUACCCUUUCAUGAAUUGUGUUCCAGACCCCAUCACAUGCACCAAGCCCCUGCACAGAAAAGGAUUCUGUUGCUUACUUUAAAUCUAUGCCUCACUUGUCAUUUGACUUUCUCUGCCAAGGCAAGUUGGAUUAUCUAGAACCCUCAAUUCUGUACAUCUUGAUUAGAUCUUGCCUGUUCCAAAGAAAUCAAACUCAGACUAUCUGAUCUUGUCUCCCAGUUACAAUAUGCCAUUCUGGUAAGGAUCUUGCACUGCACCCUUCCUUAUUGCGAUCACAUCCUUCCUAUAAUGUGGCAAUUGGCACUGCAUGUACUAUCUGUGGUCUUAACUGCUGUUUUAUACAGUUCCUGUUGAAAUUCUUUGCUAGUUGUAGUAGCCAUGGAGUCUCAGUACUGUGUCUCCCUGGCUAGUGUACAGAAGGCUCACAUGGUCAUCUGUGAUGUUGUCCACCAGACGCCAGUCCUCACCAACUCCACCCUGGACAAGCGGGCUGAUAGGAAAAUCUUUCUCAAGUGUGAACUUUUCCAAAAAACUGGAUCUUUCAAGAUCCGAGGAGCCCUGAACGCAGUGUCCAGCCUCAGCGCGAGGAGGCAAAAUGGCGAGGAUGUUCGAGCUGUGGUGACACACAGCAGUGGUAAUCACGGACAGGCAUUGGCCUUGGCUGCUCAAAUGCAAGGGAUCCCCUCAUAUGUGGUUGUGCCCCGAAAUGCCCCGGCGUGCAAAAAGGCUGCCAUACUGGAGUAUGGCGCGCAAAUUGUGGAGUGUGAGCCCAGCGACCAGUCCAGAACGGAAACUGUGUCCAAGGUCAUUAUGGAGACCCAAGGGAUUCUGAUCCACUCUAACCAGGAUCCCCUUGUGAUUGCGGGUCAAGGCACCAUUGGAUUGGAGAUCUUGCAACAGGUCCCAGAUGUACAGGCAGUGGUGGUUCCAGUUGGCGGUGGAGGAAUGAUCUCAGGAAUUGCAGUCGCCAUCAAGACUCAACGCCCGCAGGUCAAAAUCUAUGCAGCAGAACCAGAGAAUGCAGAUGACUGUUAUCGGUCCAAGCAGUGUGGCUGCCUGACCCCCAACGCAAGCCCUCCUGUGACGGUGGCUGAUGGAGUGAAGACCAGCAUCGGGGAGAAGACUUGGCCCAUCAUCAGGGACCUGGUGGAUGAUGUGUUCACUGUCAGUGAGGAAGAGAUUAAGCAGGCAACACGGCUGAUGUGGGAGCGGGCGAAGCUGGUGAUUGAGCCCACCGCUGGCCUUGGGGUGGCAGUGGUCCUCUCCCGCCGGUUCCGAGACCUCCCGGGAAAUCUCCACAACGUCUGUGUGGUGCUAUGUGGAGGCAACGUGGACCUCGACUCUCUUGAGUGGCUACCCAGGCCAGAGGUCGCUGAGUGAGACCACUUUGACCUCUUGGUGAAGCAAAAGGGUGUUUGUGUGAGAGAUGAUGAUCAGGAAAUUGAAGGGGCACCUACAAUGAUAAUCAGUGGGUCAAAGAUAUUAAUUGUUUAAUAAUUACGAUUAGUGGCAUGUGGGAAGUGGAAAUGUGGCAUAACCAGUGUGCUGCUGUAACUCAUGAGCAUCACAGAGACUUGAAUGCAUUAUUCCCCACUCCAAAAUUACAUUUUAAUUUCAUUUUCUUAAGCUUGCUUUAAAGUUUUAAUUUUUGUAUUAGGACUCCUUUAAGGGGCUGUCGCUCUGCAACUUGAUUAAUUGGUUUUAAUUUAAUUUAAUUGUUCAAAAUAAUGUAAGAAGAAUUUCUGAAACUGAGCUGGUAGUGUAUGCU
Rhincodon typus (whale shark) is the source of this 2139-nucleotide messenger RNA. Its product is annotated as serine racemase. Gene Ontology annotation, biological process: L-serine metabolic process; pyruvate biosynthetic process; D-serine biosynthetic process. Lineage: Eukaryota; Metazoa; Chordata; Chondrichthyes; Orectolobiformes; Rhincodontidae. Gene Ontology annotation, molecular function: serine racemase activity; pyridoxal phosphate binding; ATP binding. The record is from RefSeq and is a predicted model, not a curated record. The transcript has 7 exons. Bases 750 to 1751 code for a protein of 333 amino acids.